Ramularia collo-cygni is the source of this 1986-nucleotide messenger RNA. RefSeq names its product related to CDC14-dual specificity phosphatase. The coding region runs from base 1 to 1986 and encodes 661 amino acids. The record is from RefSeq and is a predicted model, not a curated record. The transcript has 3 exons. Gene Ontology annotation, molecular function: protein serine/threonine phosphatase activity; protein tyrosine/serine/threonine phosphatase activity. Gene Ontology annotation, biological process: regulation of exit from mitosis; positive regulation of cytokinesis; protein dephosphorylation. Gene Ontology annotation, cellular component: spindle pole; nucleolus; mitotic spindle. NCBI's taxonomy places the organism in Eukaryota, Fungi, Ascomycota, Dothideomycetes, Mycosphaerellales, Mycosphaerellaceae.
AUGCCUCAUUCAUCCCGCUCGAGCCAGGCGGAGGUGCCUUCCGUGACCAGCUACGGGCAGGUGAUUGAGUACAUUCAGGACCGUCUGUAUCUCGCAUCUUAUACCCACACGCCAGACGAGAAGACCCCAUUCCCAUACCCAGCGCCGAAGCAGUCACGAUCACCACAUAAAAGGUCAUCACGCGCACAGGGCGGUGCACAGAGCGUUUCUGGGGCUGUUUCUUCGCAGCCGCCUUACUACUUCUCCAUCGAUCGGAGCCUGUUAUACAACGCCUUUCACGCGGACUUCGGCCCUCUGCACAUUGGUCAUCUCUACCGCUUUGCCGUGCAGCUCCAUGAGGUCCUUGGACAUCCCGACAACGACUCUCGGCCAGUCGUGUUCUGGAGUCAUGCAGAUUCGCGCAGUCGCGCAAAUGCAGCAUGUAUUCUUGCAACCUACAUGGUUCUAAUUCAGAAUUGGCCACCUCAUCUUGCAUUGGCCCCAAUUGCUCAGAUGGACCCUCCAUGCAUGCCCUUCCGUGAUGCGGGUUACAGUCAAGCGGACUACUCUCUCACCAUCCAGGAUGUAGUCUACGGCGUCUGGAAAGCCAAGGAGGAGGGUCUUGUCGGGCUGAAAGAGUUCAGCCUAGAGGAGUACGAGAAAUAUGAGCGCGUCGACAUGGGAGACUUCAACUGGAUAUCGCCAGACUUCCUUGCUUUCGCAUCGCCACAACAUCAACCAACGACUAUUGUUCAGCAAAAUGAUCCGCUGUAUGCUCAGCUUCCGCGCUCUAUCGGUGCCUUGGCUCGGGACAAGAGCCUACCAACACCGUUCAAGAACGUGCUUGCUCACUUUGCCGAACGAGGGAUUGGCUUGGUCGUUCGAUUGAAUUCAGAGCUUUAUUCACCAAGCUACUUCACAGCGAUGGGAAUCAAGCACCUGGACAUGAUCUUUGAUGAUGGGACGUGCCCUCCGCUCACACUCGUUCGCAAAUUUGUCAACCUGGCGCACAGUACGAUCAAUGACAAGCACAAGGGAAUUGCUGUCCACUGCAAGGCAGGACUUGGACGCACCGGUUGUCUCAUCGGCGCAUAUCUGAUCUAUCGUCACGGUUUCACCGCCAACGAGGUCAUUGCAUUCAUGCGGUUCAUGCGCCCUGGAAUGGUCGUCGGGCCACAACAGCACUGGUUGCAWCUCAACCAGGGUACAUUCCGCGAGUGGUGGUUUGAGGACACCAUGAGGGAGAAGAUUUUGGCAUCAAUGCCGCCCGCCACACCCACAAGAUUACAGUACUCGAGCAGCAGGCGGCUUGCGAGCAACGGUCAGACUUUCACGCCGCCAAACGCGGACCGACAUGCAAGCAGCCCGAGGCGAGCGCUGGGAGAGAUUACCAACAAUGAAGCUGCGUCGAAUCCAGGACACAGCUCAACUGAGGACUUGAAGAACAGUUUGGGCGUGGCAGACGAAAAUCUUCCAGCGCCAACUCCAGGACAACCACGAAAGACCAACAAAAUCUAUGGCGGGCGACGCGUGAUGACGGAGAACCAGCCCUUCGACAUCAAGCCGGACAGUGAGAUUGUCAGCAUCCAGAGGUCGAAAGUCAGCGUGGAUCCAAAUGAGAGCGAGGAAGAGUAUGCUCUCCGCAUGCUUUCACGGAAAGCCAGCCAGUCUCCUAUCAGCCGGAGCGGCAAGCGCCGAGCAGUAUCUUGCACCACCACAACCACGACAACGACGAAGUGGGAUGUUCCGGCCGAUGGUAGUGACGCCGAGAAUCGUCCAGCUAUUGCGGAAGAACUAGGCCUGCCCGCCAACGACAGGAUGGCCAGCCCGACCAGACCGAAGACCCCAGGUGCGAGAAGUGGCAGUGGUGUUGGGACACUAAGCGUUGGCAAACGCUCCUCACCGAGUCGCCGGAGCACCGAGGGCAAGACGAGUGUGCGAAAGACUAGCGGGCGGGUUGGCAGCGCUGGUGGCCCUCAAGGACUGCGGGCACAGAAGAGCUCCUAG